Solea senegalensis (Senegalese sole) is the source of this 6403-nucleotide messenger RNA. RefSeq names its product adenosine deaminase RNA specific (gene adar). Gene Ontology annotation, biological process: RNA processing; adenosine to inosine editing. The coding region runs from base 424 to 4536 and encodes 1370 amino acids. Gene Ontology annotation, molecular function: tRNA-specific adenosine deaminase activity; double-stranded RNA adenosine deaminase activity; double-stranded RNA binding. The record is from RefSeq and is a predicted model, not a curated record. Gene Ontology annotation, cellular component: nucleolus; cytoplasm. The transcript is spliced from 16 exons. NCBI's taxonomy places the organism in Eukaryota, Metazoa, Chordata, Actinopteri, Pleuronectiformes, Soleidae.
GCAAUGAUUCAGCAACGUAUCACUGUAAACAGCUGUGCGUGGAGUUUAUAAAAGGUAGCGACAGCUCUCUGGGUGUUAAUUGUUUUGGAAACGGAGACGUUGCUCAUCCGAAGCGGAAAGCGCUGCGCGUCGGAUAUUCGCUUUCUUUUUUGAAUUAUUUUAUUUGAUUAGACAGUUUACGCUCUGUGGAUAAUAGCCACUCUAAGCUUCUGCUUUUUUUCCUACGUUGUCUAAGAAUUACCACUUCCCACUUGUUACACCGCGGACGCUUUGAAGUUUUGAAGUGCAUAAAGGUGCUCUCAUUGUGCAGCUGGCCUGCCCUGACUUUCCAUCAGGGUGAGCUGUUUUUGCCAAAGGACAUAAACUCACACGGAAGCUGCACAGCCAGCUGCUCCGGCCCCCUUCACACUCACCCCCUGCGAUAUGAGCAGAGGUAGAGGAGGGCCUCCGAAAGAACAGUACCACAGAUAUCCAGCACCCCACCUGCAGGUUGAGGAGAAUACCAGGCCUGGCCUGGCCUCACUCUACCCUAGAGCUGUCCCACAGCAGACCCCAUCUUCAAAUUACUACAAUAGUCCUGUAGUGUCCACACAGCAGCGAGUUACCUCUGUCAUUCCCUCCGCCCCACCCAUUCCAAGCCACAUUAAAGCAGACCAUCAAUCACUUGACGGGUCACAUAAUCAAAAUCACAGUCCUGGUCUCAUUCCCAAUUCUUUUCAGUCCAAACAGGUGGAGUUUCUGCGAGGACACAUCUCUGAGGCUCCUCAAUUCAGAGCUAGUCCACGAGGAGGAGGAGGCAGGCCACCCACUUCCUCAUAUCAGUCCCAGUCUGGACACAUUAGCUAUCCAAACCCAACCAACAGCCCAUGGAAUAGAGGAAGAUAUAGCCAAGACCAGACUUUUGUUUAUCCACCCAUUGUAGGACCCACCCGAGGCCCCCAAGGCUCUCGUCACCCGAAUCUAAACCAGUUACAUGAUCAAAGCUACAACCAGUACUCUGGCAGACAGUGGCGCAACCAGACUGACUCUUUGUCUGACAGAUUUCAGAGUUUGUCUCUUCAUCGGGACAGACCGAACAAAGGAGAGAGCUUUGGCAGACAGCCCAGUAGCUCAACAUCUUCAAGCUUCAGUAAGAUUAACAUCACUCUCACUCCUGCACACCAGGACCAGGUACACAGGGCUUUGGCUGCUUUGAGGCCAAAUGAGAGCAUAUCUGCAAAAUUGUUGGCCAAAAAGCUGCAUCUGCCCAAAAAAAUUGUAAACAAGGCCCUCUACUCUUUAGAAAGCUCACAGAAAGCCUCUAAGCAAGGACUUCUCCCUCCUGAGUGGACUCUUUACAGAGAACCUCUCACAUGCCAGGGCAAUCAAAACUCUUUAGUUCAAAGUCCACUUUGCGACCAGUCUGUCAGUUUAGAACAACCUCUAAUACCUAAAUUCAAGGCUGAGCUAAAAACAGAAGCAGCAGAAAACAGGGAACAGGCUAAAGAGGAGGACUCUGACACAGAAUCCAGUUUUUCCUGCAGCUCUUCUUUAGAGUCAUCAGAAUCUGACGGAUUCCAGUCUCUUUCAAAGGGUCAGCACAGAGAGAAAAAACAUCCCAGCUCUACCAACUCCCCAGAUCAAGAAAGUCAGAUUCCCAUAAUGACAGACCAGAAGGAACAAGUUCUUCAGUACCUUCUGAAUUCAAAGGAGGCAACCGCUCUCGUCAUAGCCAAAAAUCUUGGUCUUAGGAAUUCCAAGCAGGUCAAUCCAACCCUUUAUUCUCUAGAGAAGCAAGGGGAUGUUUCUAAGAAUUCUGAUGUCAACCCUCCCACCUGGGAGCUCUCCACCCAUCGCAGAGAGAGGAUGGAGAGGAACCUCAAAGUCACGCAAAGCACCCAAGCUGAGAAGAGUCGCAUGGAGGUGGAAGUUAUUAAAGAGGAGAUAGUUGGAGGGUCCAAUUUCCUGCCAUCCUCACCACUACCACCUGUGGUAGGCCCUGAGGCAGUUGCUUUACCAGCGGCCUGGAUGUUAAAGCAAAGUCACAUUGAAGCAGCUGACUCCUCUUUCCAGCCUCCCUCAAACCGCGUCAAAGCCAUUAAUGAAACAGAAUGGGCCACUGAUGACAUCCCAGAAUUCCUCAAUGCCAUUCGCAGGGAGACUGACGCUGAAAAACGGGCAGCAGAGGCCAGUGCUGUAGGAACUGUUGCUGUAUCGCUGGCUGCCCCGCCUCCCAUGAACCUGUGGGCUAAGUUACAAGAAGUGAAACUCAAAAACCCAGUCAGCGGCCUCAUGGAAUAUGCACAAUACCUGGGCCAAAACUGUGAGUUUCAGCUACUGGACCAGUCGGGGCCUGCUCACGACCCAAGAUUCCGUAUGCAGGUAAUGUUGAACGGGAGGCUGUUCCCUGUCGCAGAAGCUUCCAGUAAGAAGGUUGCAAAGAAGGAUGCUGCCGCAGCCACUCUGCACAUUCUUAUUGGAGAGAUGCAGGGAGAAUCCAGCACCAAGGAAGAAGAACCCACUGACACGUUGGAAAAACCCAUCGAUCCGCUACCAGACACCAGUGGUGCAGUUGAGAGCAUGGGGGAAAUAUUUGAGUCCAAUAGUGAGGAAAGGAUAGAAAUGGUGGAGGGACCUCGCCAGCCAAUCUCUCGCUCUCUCCCUGGUGGCAAAAAUCCAGUGUCGGUCCUGAUGGAAUACAGCCAACGCAGUGGGAACCCAAUUGAAUUCAUCAUGACUGGGCAGGCAGGCCCACCACAUGACCCACGGUUCGUUUACAGGGUAAAAGUUGGAGAGAACUUGUUUGCUGAAGCCUCGGCUCCAAGUAAGAAGGCUGCCCGCCAGCUGGCAGCAGAGGAGGCGGUCAAAGAAUUAAUGGCUGACGGGAGAUUACAGCUCAACAAGCCUCAGUUGCCUCUAGGCUCUUCUAGUGAUGGUGAUGGAAGUUGUGCUGGUACCACAUGCCCCCCUUUGCCCCCUCUCACAGCAGAUGAGUUGCGAGCAGCUCAUGAAGCAGGGGUUGGGGACCUCAUCAAUUACCUGAACAACAACGCAGUGUCAGGUCUUUUGGAGUACGCCAGAGCCCGGGGCUUUGCUGCUGAGAUCCGCUUGGUGGGUCAGUCUGGUCCACCACAUGAUCCUAAGUUCACCUACCAGGCCAAGCUCGGUGGGAGGUGGUUUCCUCCAGUCUGUGCGUCCAACAAGAAGCAGGGAAAACAAGAAGCAGCAGAUGCUGCUCUCCGGGUUCUUAUAGGAGAAGCUGAGAGGGCAGCACGCACUGGAGAGCUUAUCCCAACUGAGCUUCCAGUGAGUGGCAGCACUUUGCAUGACCAGAUAGCAAUGUUGAGUUACCAGCGUUUCAACGCCCUGACCACACGUAUCCAGCACAGCCUAUUGGGACGUAAGAUCCUGGCCACUAUCGUGAUGAGGAAGGGGGAGGGCCUGGGCACUGUUGUCAGCCUCGGGACAGGAAAUCGUUGUGUUAAAGGGGAGGAACUGAGUCUUAAAGGAGAGACAGUUAAUGACUGCCACGCCGAAAUCAUCUCCAGAAGGGGAUUUCUUCGGUUUCUGUACAGUGAGCUGCUCAAGUACUAUGACGGCGCAGGCGACUGUAUAUUUGAGCUCGGGGAGGAAAACAAACUGCGGCUCAAAUCUGACAUCACCUUUCACCUUUACAUCAGCACAGCACCUUGUGGGGAUGGGGCUCUGUUUGAUAAGUCCUGCAGUGAGGCUGGGGACGAGGUUGCAGGCCACCAGCCUCUAUUUGAGAAUGCAAAGCAGGGCAAGCUUCGCACCAAAGUGGAGAAUGGUGAGGGCACCAUCCCAGUGGAGUCGAGUGCCAUCGUGCCCACGUGGGACGGCAUCCAGCACGGGGAGAGGUUGCGGACCAUGAGCUGCAGCGAUAAGAUCCUCCGCUGGAACGUGCUCGGCCUGCAGGGGGCAUUGCUCAGCCAUUUUAUGCAUCCCAUCUACCUGAAGUCCAUUACACUCGGUUAUCUGUACAGCCACGGUCACCUGACACGUGCAGUUUGCUGUCGGCUUGCCAGAGACGGUGAAGCAUUCUUCCAGAGUCUUCCUCCUCCCUUUAUGCUAAACCACCCUGAGGUGGGAAGAGUGAGUGUGUACGACUCCACACGUCACACAGGCAAAACCAAGGAGUCCAGUGUGAACUGGAGUUUUCCAGACCAGCACAGUGUGGAGGUGCUGGAUGGGACCAAAGGCAAACUGGACGGGAACAAACUGGGCAUUUCCCGCGUGUCCAAGUCCAACUUGUUCUCUCUGUUCCGCUCCGUGUGUCAGCGGUGCGGCCGCACAGACCUGCUCACCAUGUCCUCAUACACCCAGGCCAAGAUGUCUGCCACAUCCUUCCAGCUCACAAAGCAACACUUCUUUGAAGGUCUCAGUGCCCACGGUUACGGCGCCUGGAUCAGCAAACCGCUGGAAGAGAAGAACUUUGAGGCAGGAGAUGGAACCUGGAAAAAUGGAGCCAGUCUUCCUAUGGAAUAUGGCAGCAGUAGAAACGGAGGACCAGUGGAGAUCAAGCAGGAAGAGGCGUAGAACAGAGCAAUAUAGAGCUGAAACAAUUACUCGAUUAAUAGAUUGCUAAAUUAAUCGGCAACUAUUUUGAUCAUCAAUUAAUCGGUUUGAGGCUUUUUUUUUCAUGAUUAAAACAAGAUUACUGAUUAUUUUAGCUUCCUAAAUGGGGAUAUUUUCUUCGUUUCUUUACAAUGGCAGUCCAGUGGUCAUGCAUUGACAGGGAUUGCGUGAUGUGGGUUCGUUAAUGUAACGUGGAGAGUAUGCUUUGUUAAGCAGUCCAGGGACCACAGCCUCCUGCCAGAGGGGAGUGAUUGGAAGAGAAAGAAGAAAAGGACAAUUAAACUAUGCGUAGCCAGUGGCCAGAACUGUAUCGUCUGAUUUGAUCAUAGUUAAAAGCUGUGCAGGGAGUGAUGUGGAGACGUACGCUGUGAAUUGAGAGAAACGGCAAGAGCAGAGCAUGAUGGAUGAAUGGGAUCACAGCAGACACACUGAGGCAGGGAGAGAUUCAGGGGCUGUAGAAAAUAUAUGCACUUCAUGAAAUAGGAAUUGGUUUGAAGUGAGUAAAUGAUCACAGCAAAGGCUGCUACAAAACAGACCUAGCAAGAGUGAGCCUGUCAGCUUUACUGCAUUUGUCCUCGUCCUUUAUGCGGAUUAUAACUGUACGUUGGCGUUACACUGUAAUUUCAGUUUGUCUUGUUUUGACCACUGCUUUGACAACUGGUGGUCGUCAGUUCAGCCUAUGGACCACUGUAGCAGUAUUUGCAGUUGUGAUCGUUCCUCUACAGUCCUCUGUCAUGAAGUGCUGAUCGUUUUUUCGGCCGCACGUGUUCUAUGUCGUCCGGCUGCUGCUUCAUGACAACGGAAGAGCAGAAGGAACCAUGGAUUUUCUUUUUACUUUUUUAAAUAGCACUCAUCCCACUUAGAUGUCAAAAUGAGUACAAUUGGAAAUUGGUGUUUACUCUUGUACAUUAACAGCUUUACACAAGAACGACGUGAAUAAAAACGUUCACUGUUCAACUUUUCCGGUUCUGAGCUUUUACAUUUGAAGGCUUCAAACCGGCCCCUUUCUAAAUGAAACACGCUGUAAGAAUUAACCUUACUGUACACCGUUUAGCUGCUCAUAGUGUUGCUAUGGUUUCCAUUAGCACAGCAUACUGUAGGUAAGUGCAGACCUACCUUUAGUCCUAUGGUUUCUCUGUGCUUUUGAUGCUUGUAUAUGCAGGAAAUACUGAUGUCAAGACCCCAAAGCAGUACAAAAUGUAUUGUUCUCGUUGAUUGUGUGUUUUUGAGUAUGUCUCCUUGUUUUCCUCCUAAACAUUUGGCCAUGGUAGAGAGUCACCGAAAGUCUCCACUGACUUUUAACGUCUCGAUCCAAGAAAUAAAUGAAGACUUUCAGGUUCUCUUGCAUGGCCAGUUGUUUACACCUCACCUGGGACUGCUAGGUGAGGACGUUUUUGUUGUUUUAAGGAGAGUAUGGAGUUUCUUUUUCUCUUGUUUUGGUUACAUGUACAUAGAUGAUGCAAUAUAUACGUCAAGUUUAUACAAAUACAUGUACACAGAUGUACAGUGGGGUCCAAAAGCCUGAGUCCCUCAGAUUUCCGUUGAGCUUGUGGUCUGGUAACUACAGAGAAAAAAAAAAGCCAUUCAAGUCAGCACUCCAUGACACUUAAGGGUUUGUUUUGGUGUAGCCAAAACAUAGCAUGUAGAGCUAUUAUUUUACGAGCAGAUGAAUCUUUUAAAUGCUUUUAUGUGAUGAUGUUCCUCUGUAGACCGGAGUGACGCCGCUCUGGUUGAAGUUUUAUUAGUUCUCAUUGCUGUAGUUAAAAUUACCUUUCACAUAAAUGAUCAGGAAGUUAGAUGUGCAUUAUCCAGCAGCUGUGAUGUGAAU